Messenger RNA from Melanaphis sacchari, 1793 nucleotides. RefSeq names its product CDK5 regulatory subunit-associated protein 3. The transcript has 10 exons. NCBI's taxonomy places the organism in Eukaryota, Metazoa, Arthropoda, Insecta, Hemiptera, Aphididae. The record is from RefSeq and is a predicted model, not a curated record. Bases 236 to 1654 code for a protein of 472 amino acids. Gene Ontology annotation, cellular component: endomembrane system. Gene Ontology annotation, biological process: regulation of cyclin-dependent protein serine/threonine kinase activity; regulation of mitotic cell cycle.
GGUCUGAGAUAUUAUAUAUAAAUAUAUAGUAAAUACAACUGACAAGUCACCAAUUCACCACUUGUACCAGUCACCAGAUGUCUAGCCUCAGCACUAAAUACAUUAAAUUUAAUCCAUUUGUGGUUCCAGUUUUGAAACCUUAUCAAAAAUUGUCCUAGUUUUUAGUCCUUUCAUUUUACAAUUUGACCUAUAAAUUUAAAAUAAUUAAAUACUAUUGUUUUUGAACUCAGAAAAUAUGGAAAGUCAUAUUCCAAUUGAAAUCCAUGCUCAAAAACUAAGCGAAUGGUUAACGAGCAGAAAACACUGUAAAAAAGAUUGGCAUUCACACAUACAACCCAUAAGACAAAAAAUCAAUGAAGCUAUACAAGAUAUGCCUGAAAACAAUGAGAUUGUACAAUUAUUGGCUGGGACAUAUAUUAAUUAUUUCUACUGUAAACGUAUAAUUGAAAUAUUAAGAGAAACUGAAGCAGAUACAAAAAAUUUGUUUGGUUCUUAUGGCUCGCAAAGGAUGAAGGAUUGGUUAGAAAUCGAAAAGUUGUAUUUAAAAGACAAUGUUUACCUGGCUGAGGCUUGUGAUCUUCUUGUACAAAAUAUCAAGUUUCAUAUACCUGCAGUCAAGAAGCAAAUCGCUAAAUUACAGUCUGAACAAACUGACUGUGAUAAAAAGAUUGAAGAUUACACUAAAUCUAUUCAAACAUCUAAAAAAGAUUUGGAAACAUUGCGGAAACAGUUCUCUAUAGUUGAUGAUAACUGUAGUUUUAAACGCACUCUUAUAGGACGAUUAUGCGAACUUCAAAAAGUUUAUGAUGAUGUUAUAGAACAUGUGAAAAAUUUAAAAAAAGCCAAUACAUAUUUUUCUUUAUUUGUUGCAAAUAUUCUUGGUUCAGACAUAAAAUUAACAAUGCUUCAAUAUAUUUUAAACAAUGGAAAUUCUACUUAUUAUGAAUAUCUAUACGGAGAAAAACCAAGUAAAAUAGAAGAGCCUGUAUUAACAAUCGAAGAAGAUGUUAAAGAUACAACUGAUGAUGAAGAAAUUGAUUGGGGUGAUUUGGAGAAUCCAUCUGAGGACAUUGAUUAUGGUAUUUCUCUAGAAGAAAGUGGAAUAGUAGUUGAAAAUGUACAAACUGAUGGCAGCAUUGCCAGAGGCAAUGAAGCUUUGACUUUAUUAGAUAAUUUUAAAACAAAAAAUGAAUUUAUGAAUGAUAUUUUAGAAUUAGAAUCAUUUUUAAGUAUGCGAUUACUUGAAUUAUCAAAUGAAACAAACUCUACAUUAUCAGUCUAUUCUAGUGAAGAAAUUAAUGAAUCUAAACCUGAGAUUGCGUCCAUGUUGGACAUUAUUAAAGUAGUAAAACAAAAGCUGAAUGAUCCAGUUGUGCAACAUUUACAGCAAAUUAAACAUUCACCAAGAUAUUUAAAUAAACUGGAGUCAAUGUUUCUUCAAAAAAUCAACAAUAUUGAGAAAAUGGUUAAUUCUCAAAUAGCUGUUUCUAAUAAAAAAAAAGAGUUAGCUGAAGAAUAUAAUCAACUGGCUCCAAAGCUGAAGUUGAUUCAACAAAAAAAUAAGCAACUAAUAACUGAAAUUGAAUUUGAUAUAUCAAAAAAAUAUAAAAACCGUCCAGUGUACAUAAUUGGAACAUCAAUUUUUGGAUCAUAAUAAAAUUAAAUCAGUAAAACAACUACAAGUUGUAAGGUGACGUGGUUACAUACAUGGUUCAGCUAUUUACAUUAUACAAUUAGUAAGACAAAUUUAAAUGGAAAUUAUUUUUUUUUAUGUUUAUUGUUCAUAAUAAAGU